Molecule: messenger RNA, 2146 nt
Organism: Diachasmimorpha longicaudata
Lineage: Eukaryota; Metazoa; Arthropoda; Insecta; Hymenoptera; Braconidae
Product: odorant receptor Or1-like
Exons: 5
Coding region: 735-1973 (412 amino acids)
Biological process (GO): detection of chemical stimulus involved in sensory perception of smell; sensory perception of smell
Cellular component (GO): plasma membrane
Molecular function (GO): odorant binding; olfactory receptor activity
Source: RefSeq, a predicted model, not a curated record
UUACGUAAAGCAAGCUAGGGAAUUUUUUAGAAAAUUGCACCAAUUUUUUAAUAAAAUUAAAGUAUUUCUUGAAUUGACUUAUAUUGGAAGUUCGGAAAAACAAGAAAUUAAUUCAUUUUCUACAGAAUUCACCAGGUUGUUGGGUAUAAUUUUUUCAUACUUGUGAACGCAUUUCUGAUCGUGAAUUAUUUCCAGCUGUUGAAACAAUCCUACUCAGCUUACACUGUCAUUCGUCAACAGACUUUGAAAUAAGACUUGCCACUAACAUUAAGUCGGUUAAGUUAUAUGAAGAAUAAUGGAUUAAGUAUUCGGAUGAUCAGGUUGAAUCACUUGAUGGUGACCCAUCUGACGACAAUUUAAAGGAUCACAUUUUUUUAAAGAAUGUGAGAAAUUUUGUGCAAUUUUCUUGAUAAAUAAUAAAAUAUGUUCCUUAAUCAGAGUUGUUUAUAAAUAAUGAUGUACAUUUUUAUGAACGAAUCAAUGAAGGACGAUUUUUACUUCUUAAAAAGCUCCAAGCUUUUGCUGUCCAUUUUCACUGCAAGAGAACUGAAAAUGGUACGUCGUGGAAGAAUUCUAAACCAGAAUAUUCCCAGUAAAUUGGCCAAUCAUAAAAUGGUCAUAAUGUUGUGUCACUUGUCAUACAAUUGUGGAAAAUUGGAUGGCAAUAUGAGAGGGAAAAGUUGCGGGGAAAAUCGACAUCUGGUUUAAACGACGUACACCGCCUCGAAUAUUAAAUGAGAUACGUCGACUUUACACGAAGCUCUCUGCACCAUAGCACCAGGUGCACUCAGGAAGGCAACAUGGAAUCACUUCGAAAUAGUUUCCUUCUCCUCCAGUACUGUGGGAUGUGGCCGUCACAUCAUUGGUCUCCCAACAGUUUCAAAUUCCGGAUUUACAGCCUGUACACUUUUUGUAUACUAGCUAUGAUCAAUGCAUUUGUCGUGUCUGAACUGUUUUGUUUGUCAGCAAUCAGAAGCAUUGAAGACUUCGCUGAUAAUUGUUUUAUGCUCAUGUCUAUGGCAGCUGCAAGUGGAAAAGGUAUUAUCAUUUUGAUGAUGAAAGAUGAACUUAUUACCGUACUCAAUGCACUGGAUCAUUACCCACACAAACCUAUGCAUGUGGACGAAGAGAACAUUCAGAAUAUGUUUACUCGACGUAUCAGGUUGAUUUUUAUACUUUACGCUGGUCAAUUGGAGAUUGGAGUAUGGUUUAUGAGCAUCUUCGUAUAUCUGCAAAAAUUGCCCUUUGGAGUUUUACCGUACAAAGCAUGGAUACCCUGGGAUUAUUCAGCCCCCAAAAUGUAUUGGUUUCUCUAUUGGUUUCAAAUGAUUUCUGUCAUUAUUGGAGCGAACGUUGUUAGCGCUUCUGAUACUCUCAUUUCCGGAUUUAUGAUACUGAUCUGUGGCCAGCUUAAUAUUCUAAAAUGUCGAUUGGAGAGGGUAAUCGAGGAAUUUGGGAUCGAAGCAGACUCAAAAUCGAAGAGAAUUCGAUCAGAUUUAGAAAAAAUCUGCGAAAGACGAAUUACGGCUUGUGUCGAGUACCAUUGUGCUAUUUUUGAAAUGGCCACUAAAAUUAAUUCCCUAUUCAGUAUCGUCAUUUUCCUUCAGUACACGGCCAGUUCAAUAAUUUUGUGUGUCAGUGUUUUGAUAAUGUCGCAGAUACCAGUGUCAUCUCCAAAAUUUAUGUCCCUUUUUUCUUACGUCUGGUGCAUGAUCUUGGAAAUUUUCAUGUUAUGUGCGUCCGGGAAUACAGCAACUAUAGAAUGCGAGAACUUGAACCAGGAUCUUUACUGCACCAAGUGGCAUCGGUUAACUAACCGGACGGAGAAAUACCUGUUGCUCUUGAUGGCCCGCACACUGCGACCGAUAGUGUUUGUGAGUGGACACAUUGUCGUUCUUUCGCUGGAGUCUUUUGCCAAACUCCUGAAACUCUCAUAUUCUGUUUAUACUGUGCUUCAACAUUCUAUGAAGUAAUGUUAUUAAAUAAGAACUCGUCAUAGUUUGAUAGGUGUGAUUUGUUGUCCAAAUGAUAGUAUCUCAAUAGUGCAGUGUUAAGACGAGACGUUUGGGGUAAAAUGAACCCCUACAGUCACAAAUAAGAGAAUAAAUAAUGGAUUGAGAAUAUUUCCGCUGUAUAUUACGAUGUA